GGCGGCAGCGAGGCCGUUUUUACCUCAGCGCCUGCCGCCAUUUUGAUCUUGGUCGGACUCCGAGGAGGAGAAAAGAGUCGUGUCGCUGUACGGUACCACCCCAACCGCCACCAUUUUUGCCAUGUCGAGAGACCGUUUCCGUAGCCGUGGAGGCGGCUUCCAUCGGCGCGGAGGCGGCGGAGGCCGAGGCGGCCUCCCGGGGAACCACGACUUCCGUUCUCCGCCGCCGGGCAUGGCAGGCGGGAUGGGCCAGUCCCGCGGGGGCCACCACCACAUUGGCGGUGGUCUUGGAGGCCCCCCGAAGCCGGAGCCUGCCAAGCCACCCAGCUCGGCCUCCACUCCGCCUUCCUCCGCGGCCUCCGUCUCCGUUUCCUCCAGCCCAGCAGCCGCGUCGCCUUCCGUGGGGCCCACCCAGAACCAGGUCGGCCAAGCGCCUCCGGUCUCUUCCUCCGCCCCCACUCCGAACUCGACCUCCGCUCCGGCUGCCUCCGCGGGGCUCCAGAGCGGCGGCCGAGGUGGGGAUCAGCCGCCGUCUCAGCAGCAGUCUGCGGCGCCCAGCCAAAGUCCGGUCCAGGGGGGCCCUAAGAAGGGUCCCGGUCAGUCCUCCGGGGGCGGCGGAGGACAAAGUGGCUUAAAGGGCGGACCGGGAGGCCCCCAACAAGGAGGAGGCCCCAAGGGCGGAGGGCCCGGACAGCACCGCGGCGGCGGCGAGAGGCGCGGAGGACAAGGCCAGCAUCAACACCAGCACCAGCACCCUUCGCAGCAGCAGCACCAGCACUCGCAGCAGCAGCAGCAACAGCAGGGUGCCGGCGGGGAGAAAAUGUCCGAUGCGGAGGGCUUUAAAGCCAAUUUGUCGCUUCUGAGACGGCCUGGAGAGAAGACCUACACACAGCGCUGUCGUCUCUUUGUUGGGAACUUGCCUGCUGAUAUAACGGAGGAGGAAUUUAAGAGGUUAUUUUCUAAAUAUGGUGAACCUGGUGAAGUCUUUAUCAAUAAAGGAAAAGGCUUUGGCUUUAUUAAACUGGAAUCCCGAGCUCUGGCUGAAAUUGCAAAGGCUGAACUUGAUGAUACUCCCAUGAGAGGACGGCAGCUUCGUGUGCGUUUUGCCACCCAUGCUGCUGCUCUUUCUGUGCGUAAUCUCUCCCCAUAUGUAUCCAAUGAGUUGCUGGAGGAAGCAUUUUCUCAGUUUGGCCCAAUCGAAAGAGCUAUUGUGAUUGUAGAUGAUCGUGGCAGAUCAACAGGAAAGGGCAUUGUUGAAUUUGCAUCUAAGCCAGCAGCUCGGAAAGCAUUUGAACGUUGCUCUGAAGGUGUCUUUCUUUUGACAACUACUCCAAGACCUGUUAUUGUGGAGCCCCUUGAACAGUUGGAUGAUGAAGAUGGUCUUCCAGAAAAGCUGGCUCAGAAAAAUCCAAUGUAUCAAAAGGAGAGAGAGACUCCUCCACGGUUUGCACAGCCUGGAAGUUUCGAAUAUGAAUACUCUCAGCGAUGGAAGUCUUUGGAUGAAAUGGAGAAACAACAGAGAGAUCAGGUGGAGAAAAACAUGAAAGAUGCCAAGGACAAACUGGAAAGUGAAAUGGAAGAUGCAUACCAUGAGCAUCAGGCAAAUCUUUUGCGCCAAGAUCUCAUGAGGCGACAAGAAGAACUGAGGCGUAUGGAAGAACUUCACAAUCAAGAGAUGCAAAAACGCAAAGAAAUCCAGCUGAGACAGGAAGAAGAGCGCCGUAGGCGGGAGGAAGAGAUGAUGAUCCGCCAACGUGAGAUGGAAGAACAAAUGAGAAGACAGAGAGAAGAAAGUUAUAGUAGAAUGGGUUACAUGGACCCUAGGGAGAGGGACAUGAGAAUGGGAGGUACCAGCACAAUGAACAUGGGAGAUCCUUAUGGUACAGCUGCUCAGAAAUUCCCACCUUUAGGAGGUGGUACUGGCCUUGGCUAUGAAACCAGUCCUGGAGUUGGACAAGCAUCUAUGAGUGGCUCCAUGAUGGGAAGUGAUAUGCGCCCAGAGCGAUUUGGGCAGGGAGGUGCGGGGCCUGUAGGUGGCCAGGGCCCUAGAGGAAUGGGGCCUGGAACUCCAGCAGCUUAUGGGAGAGGGAGAGAAGAAUAUGAAGGCCCAAACAAAAAACCCCGAUUUUAGAUGUGACUUGUAGAUUUUCAUUCCAGUUUGUUUCGUUUGUCUUGUUUAGACACUACUUUUUUUUUAAUUCUUGCAUUUUAGUAAGAAAGCUAUGUUUUUAUGGAUGUUAGAAACUUAAUGACCUAGAAUUUGUAAGUGGUCUGGGCAAGAAAAAUAUAAUUAUGUAAUGCAGUGUUCAAAACCUAGCUUUUUUGAUGUAUAACGUCCCUACCUUGAUGGCAGUGUACGGUGUGCCAUUUGAAUUCCCAAGUGUAAACUUUUUUUACUGUGCUAAAAUAAAUAGAUUAAAUGUAGCAAUGGUUUUUAUAUCGUAAACGUUAUCCUUCUUGGAUCCAAGUAUACAGAGCAAAGACGCUGCACCUUCCAUUGUGCAUACAUUGUUUGAAAUCUAAUUUGGUGUCUGGCACAACAUGACCUGGGUGCUGCUUUGCCGUAAAAUGUCUUAAUUGAGCUACUGACCUAUCAAUAUGCAAUGAGACCUAAUUAGAUGAGUAUGAAAUAACUUAAGCGGUGGACUCACCUUGAAAAUACACCUCUACGCUCGUUCUACCAAAGUUGCAAUGCAGUUAGUGUUAAGGGGCUUAAAAGGGUUUAAUUGCCCUGCAGUUAAGGAAGCACAGGCAAUCUGAUGCAGAUACACAAAACUUGGACUUUAGUCUUGAGUAAGAUGGUCGGAGAAGGGAAAUGUGUUGGCAGACAUUUGGUAGUAUUUGCUGCUGAGUAUCUUAAAAGCAUCUCCCAUUUCAGGUUUCAUAACAUGGCUUGUAUUGAACUUCUAUCUGAACUUCUUUUAAAGGAUUGUUCAGUGAGACAUGCCCCCAACAUGUUCAGUGUUAUAUGACCUGGCUGCCCUAUUUUACUGUUUAAUGUUUAAUCGGAAUGCUUAGAAAACACUCAGGAUGGGGGGGUACUUGUAUUUUAUAACUCUUCUCGUUUGUGAACUGGAGUACAGAAAUGAAAGUAUCCUUUGUCACUUUGGGGUUAAUAAUGCAUAGCAUCCUGCACUGUAGUAAAUUGCCAGACAAACCUGAUGCUUGAGGUUCUAAAUAUUAAAAUUUGGAAGUUUUGAACCUCAGGCCACACUAUACAUUUGGUGUUAAAUCUAGUAGGGUGGUUGAAUCUUUCAUCCUUAUUAAAAGACAUGUAUGAAUUCAAGGUGUCCUGGACUCCAUACCCUGAUGGCACCUAAAAUGCUGGGAGCAGUGUUUCCCAGUUCAAAAAAUACUGUGGUUGAUGAAAUGAAGAUCAACCUGCUUGGUUGGACCAUUCUCUACAUUUUAUUCUGGAUGUCUAUUCAACAAUUGACUAUUACAGCUUUUAAUCCUUCAAAUGUGUUACUCUGUUUUGGCAAUAACAGGCUAUCUGUAAUGUGUUUGCAACAGGAGCAGAUAAACCUUGGUGCCAUCAAUUAUUACAUCUUGAUCAUACAAACUAUUAGCACAAAGCUCUGUGCUGUGCAACAUUUUAAAUGCAAGAAUGCUGGGAAAUGGUGGUUAAGGCUGCUGGAUGAUUGUUUAGUGUUUCAGUUGGAUUGAGCUACAUUUCCACAACCUUUCAGGAAGUUAGAUCCCAAACCAGCUGCUAUAGGAACAGUAGGGAAAUGUUUAACUUGCAGUUCUUGAGCUGGAUACCUGUGUAGAGAAACCCUUGUAUACAGGUCAGUGAAACGUAAAAGUUCAGCUUCAUUGUCAUUUGAUAUUAGGGGCUCAGUCACCUGCAGGUCAUUUUCUGAAAGGGUGUUCAUGUGACACCCACUGGAAGAAACUCAGAUUGACAGUGGUGGGGUCUCUGGACGUGGACACUAAUUUUCAGUUUAUUUUUCAGAUUACAUGCCAUUUUUCCUUAGGAUGCUGGCACAUACCCUAAACCAUGCUCUUUUCUAGUACUGUAAUCUUGAAGAGUGAAGGAGGCUGAUGGUCCCAUUACCUUCCUAAGGUUCAUUUCUUGUUUCAUUCUGUCUAAAUCUAGGCUGAUGUUAAAUCUGGACAGAUAUAGUGAGCUGCAGUUUAUUCUUUUACCUUACCUGGCAAGUCUUGACAACUGCACAUUUAAAUACCUGUAUAGUAGUUUGACUUCAAAGCAUAAUAAGCAGGACCCCAGGUACCAGCAAAUUAAUUGAUUCAGAGUUCUCAUUGAAUUGGGUGUUCUAUUUAGUUUUUAUCUUUUUAAAAAUGUGUUUUAAACACUUCUUUGGGCUUAUAUGCAGGUCCUUUUUGAGCAGAAGAGUGACUAUUACACUUCUGCAUGCCCACUAUGCUUUCAGUCAACAAAAGGGCCUCCGUACAAAUUCCUCUAUCUUCCCAUGUUCUUAUACCCCUAGCAUGCUAUAACCACAUCCUUGCCAGUUAUAAUGAAAAACUGAAUUUAUGUUUCUGUGCGUAUUUUGUGGUAUCUGCUUUUUUUAAAACAACUUCUUGGCAUCUCCUGGGCAACCACUUGUGGCAGCAUGCUUUUUUCUGGAGUUUGAGACUGCAAUAUGACACUGUUUAAAAAGUAGUGGCCUGCUACAUAACAGCACUUAGUCAGCAUUUUCGCAGUGCAUAACUGUGAGGAACGUAGUACCACAAGUGGACAUUAGGACCUGGAAGUAGUAUUCCUGCUUGCUCCGAGAUUCUCUUUGUCGCCUGCAUACAGGUAGGUAAAAAGCACUAUAAUCUAACUUGGUGACUUUCUGUGUAAUCUUGCUGUGGGGGUACUCUGGCAUCACACUUCUGACCAUGGGAUUUCAGUGCAGCACUACUCAUACUGUAUGAUGCUUAGAUUUGAGGCCUAACCUGCAAUCAGCAUUAGGCAAGCUAACCGUGAUGCUGAGAUGUGUGCCUCAGACCCGUGAUUCCUUCGUGCAUAUGACUUUUUUCCAUCUUUACUGUGUACCAAAAAGAUUCUUAGAGAUCAAUGGGGAUGGGAAAGGGAGUACAACUUGUAAAUAUCUACUCAAGGUCCUGUUUGUUGCUCAUAGGAAUAAGUACUCUUAAUACAUUUUACACUUUCAUGGCAAAAUCCACAUUUCAGCCCUUUAUUGGCUAGAAAGCUAUAUAUUCAUAUGUAACUUGCCCUGGUUGCUGGUUGGGGAGUGGUGUUUUGUAACUUUAGUGGUUAGUUAUGUAAUGUGUUUGGGUGGCUGUGGAAUAAUGGCUGUGGAAUUUGUUCAAAUGAUACACUGAAAAAUCGAGAACUCCCACUUCUCAUGUUCCAUAUACAUCUUACCAAAAAGGUGUAGCUUCUUCUGUUUCAUUGAUGAUGAAAAUACAUAAUGGGGUUACAUACCUAACAUGUAUUACCCUCCAGGUCUGUUGGCUUUGUUUGCUAGGUAGUUCAAUAUUCUGUGUCUUAAAAAAAGUGUUUUCCAUCUGAUCUGGCACAAGAAUUAGAAAUAUUUUACUUUGGGCUGAACUGUGCUUCUGUCAAACGUAGGUACUGUAUUUCAAGGACUUAAAUAAUUGAGCAGGAUUCAUUAAUGAAUCUUGCGUAUAGCAGCAGCAGUCUCAGACUGGAUAAACAUGUCUUCUGUACUUUUAACAGUUUGCCACCGAAAAGUGUGUGUGAAAUACUGGUAUGAGCAGCAUAUGCAUUGUGCAACUAAUUCUGCCCAAGCUUAAGCUAGAUCUCCAAAAUCUAGUGAUAAUAGUUCCACUAGGAAUGCAAUAAAACAACUGAAUAGUUGGAUUGCAAAUAUGUACCAGCCACAGUACUCUGUUUUGACCAGUAUGCCCAGGGUUUACUUGGUGUGGGAUGAUAACCAGUAAGUGUGGAUCUCUGCAUAAUUGGGUUUAAUAGAUAUUUCUCACUUAGAUCAGUUGAAUUGGAAUAAGGCUGUGGGGUACAUACUUAAAUGCAGUGACAAACAGAAAUACAGUACAUAUCCUAGGCAGUAACUCGUCUGCUGAAAAUACCACUUUGUCAGAGUGGCAUGAUAAAUAACAAAGUGCUUGCAUUGUAUUCCAUUUUUAAACUCUUCAUUCUGGUCUUUGAAUACUUUUGAUUUCUUACAAAAACUGACUUAAGAGCUCAGAAGUGUGGUGCCAGAAUACAUUAUGCGUAAUCUGCUAGGCGGUUCCGAUUACUGGUGCUGUCAGGAGAGAAGCACUUCAUAACCUUGUGGGGGAGGGAGGCUUUACUAUACUGAGUGUGCAAAGCUUUUAUUGGCUGCAGUCCCUCCCUGAUAGCUCAACAGAUGUUUGAGGAUAGAUCGGCAUUCAAACAAUAUCUGCUAAUGAUCUCCAACUAAUCAGGAAGGCCUAUAGUCACUCAUUCUAAAUGGAGCCCAAUAUGAAGAGAUUGUGCUUUUUAAGGUUUGUUUGGACCAUUGGUUGUUUUCCACCAUCACAGCUAGCAAGGUUGGAAUCAACAGGUCAGUUGCAGAUCUGCCUUUAUGCCACUCACUGGGGUUAAGCAAAUGCUGUGAGGGUGGUGGGAUUGGGAGGGGGAGGAGAAAAGGGAGACCUUUCCCACUCUGGAUUGUUGCAUUAGCAUGUGCCCAUGAAAACCCAUGGUGGUGUAUAUAAAUUCCCCUCAGACAAAACUUGCAUUUAAUCCCUGUACAAUGUGAGAUGUGGGAAUGGAUGACGGAAAUAGCUAGUGAUUGAAAAGAACAUAAAUUUGUGUUGCUCUAUCCUAAAAUGUGUGUUCCUUCCAUUUUGCAAAAGUACUAAGCUAAGAUGUGGACUUGAGGAAACUGGCACAUUGGCUGGUUGGCAGUGUCUCUUACCUCUUAAAGGGCUCUUUUAAGAGUUAGUUACAGGUGGAAAGGUUGUCUUUUCACUCUCUAUAUGCCCUUAAUGAGACUGAAAAGGGACUUGGGGGGAAUAGAGGGACAGUUGCAGAAAAAAAGCUAGAAAGAUUGAUAAACAAAUUCCAAUUUCUGUUGUGAAGAUUUCAGGAGACAUUUAGACUGGCCUUCCUUUAGUUCAAAGGACUAUUUGCUUCGGGGUUGGGGGUGUAUGGCAACAAUUCAGAAAAGCAACCACAUAGUUGAAUGCAAUGGCUUUGCAUCUGCACGAAAGGGGUAACAUACCUCUGGCUGCAUAUCCUUAUGCUUAGGUUGGCAGUUGGGAUUUAAUUUAUUCAGACUAGUUGUGUUUGUUCACUACAAUGUGUUUCAAUAUUUGAAAUAAAGCAUUCAGCUUCUACUUGUGCCCCAUGCUACUUCCCAACAACUGAAUAUUGAUAGAAUUUGUAAUUUCCCCUCAAUUUACUAUUCCAUACAUUACUCUUACGUUUAAACUUAAAACUUUAUUUUCAGAAACUCUGCAGUCUGUAUUCCCUUAGUAACUUCCGUUCUUAUCCUUAUAGGUGAAGGCAAUACCAGCUGGGUGAAACCAGAGUGCUUCUGUGUAUGAGUAAGCAUUAGCCAGUAGGUCCCAGCACGAUUGAAUGAAGGAGAAUGGAAAACCAUAACUAUGCUAUAGAGGACAAAUGUGUUAGAAGGAAGAAAAUUGCUUAUGUGUAAGUUAAUACUAAUUCAAAACUAUGCAUGUGAAAAUGAUAAGCAUACAAAUGAUGCCACUCAAGUAGAAACAUCCUUCUGAACAGUGCUGCAGUCCUGUUACUCUGGAGGGGGAAAUAGAGAGGUUCAGAAUCUGGUAAUGUAGCUAAAAUGUAUGUUUCUCUUAAUAUACUUGCUGUGUUAAUUUGUAUCUGAUAUGCCAGGUUCUGAUUUAAUAUUAAUAAUAGCAUCACUGAUGUUUAGCUGUUAAAACUUUGCUCUUGUUUUAGCUGUUGAACGCAUACUGUUUCCUAGUGCUAAGCUUCUAACUUUUAUUCCGCAGGAGAAAGAAGCUGUUCCUGCAUUUCGAAGGAAAGUUUACAGGGCUUCAGUUGCAGUCUCUUAAAUUUUCAAUAAAUUAUUCAAACUUUGA
Messenger RNA from Podarcis raffonei (Aeolian wall lizard), 7989 nucleotides. It is a transcript of the gene SFPQ, whose product is annotated as splicing factor proline and glutamine rich. The record is from RefSeq and is a predicted model, not a curated record. Gene Ontology annotation, cellular component: nucleus. Gene Ontology annotation, molecular function: RNA binding. The coding region runs from base 122 to 2131 and encodes 669 amino acids. NCBI's taxonomy places the organism in Eukaryota, Metazoa, Chordata, Lepidosauria, Squamata, Lacertidae. The transcript has 12 exons. Gene Ontology annotation, biological process: regulation of DNA-templated transcription.